This is a messenger RNA of Plasmodium knowlesi strain H, 3459 nucleotides long. RefSeq names its product conserved protein, unknown function. The record is from RefSeq and is a predicted model, not a curated record. Lineage: Eukaryota; Apicomplexa; Aconoidasida; Haemosporida; Plasmodiidae. The transcript has a single exon. The coding region runs from base 1 to 3459 and encodes 1152 amino acids.
AUGGAGAACUCUGUGAGGCAUUCAGUCGAUAUAAAAUCGGAAGACUUCGUCGUCUUGAUUUCCCUCCAAAAUUUACAGACAUUCAUCAUGAUAGGGUACACAGCCGUAAAUAAGGAACACCUGAACUUCGACUUCUCCUACCUUUGGGCACUCUGCAUUGGGACGGGUCUAUUCAUAUACUCCCUGAUCAGCUUUGUUCUAAUAAGAUCCAUUGUGUUGUCAAAGAUAGAUAUAGGAAAAUAUGUCCUGGAAUUGUUAUUCAGUCUCAGUGUAAUCGUCACAUGUUCAUUGUCCAUAAUAAUUGAUUCCUUCAAAAUAGCCAACAUGCAAUUGCUUUUUUUUUCCUUUGCUUUAACAGGUUAUGCCUACUACAAUUUAAUUAGCCUCUUCUUUUUUUGCACACUAAUAGGAAUGAUCAUACAAUAUAAUUUAAGUUUUACUGGACUCAUAACACAUUCCACUUCUUUCUUCUUCUUGGAUCUCCUAUGCUACCUAGUGCAAAUUAUCGGUGGAAACAUCUUAUACUUUCGUAUGUACGAACUGUGUACUGUUAUCGUCAUUUCGAAGAGAAACCCAUGCAAGUAUGUUGUCGCAUCGAAGGAAGUGAAGAGUGUGGAAAAACAAAUAUUCUCAUCCUUAUUCAAUUCUUACAUGUGUAUCAAGUCCAAGACGUACUCAGAUUUAGCAGGCACUAAUGAUAUUUUAAAUAAAGAGAGUCAAUCUGUUUUGGGUAGGGAUACUCUUCACCCGAAUUCGAAGGACCAGCUUCUUGAUGGUACUUUCUACCAGGACAAGGUCAAUCACACGAACAAGUUACUCCUUGGACGAACCAAAAGAGACAAACACAAUCCAAAAGGGGCAGAUCGACUAGUAUGUGGAAAAUACAAUCCCUACCAUAACAGUCAAAGCCUUGCCAACUCUCCCACCAAACAUAACUCCAUCUGCACAACCAACUUUAAAAUAUCUAACACACUUUCACUUAAUAAUAAUUACAACUCUAACCUAGCGGAAGAACCUUCAACCUCCAUUUGUAAAAAAUGUGCUUCGGAAAAAAAUAAUCAUAAGGAUAAUGCAUGCAAACAAAAGGCAGAAAAAAAAAAAAUAUCUAAAUCUUCUACCAUCUCAGACACUGAAAACAACUCAAACAAACAUUGGUUGGACCCCUCACAACUGGCUAAUCCCAACUACUCAACUACUACCCAUGGGGAGGAUGAUAACCGAUGGACGAACAACUCGUCCAGACGAUACCCCCAGGACGAUCAAGUGCUCAUCCCAAUUACGUCAACUAAUACCCAGAAUGAUUUUCCAAUGAGCAAUUCCAACUCUAGUUGGAUCAAAUCCGCUGCAGUGAUUGACAUGUCUGGGAAGGGGAAGAGGGGGGAGCCUUACGACAGAUUCGAGGGCCAUCCGAUAGAUACAUCAGCUCAUACACCAUCAGAGAAUAAUCUUUCAUCCAACUCGUACCGCAAUAGAUGUAUUUCCUCCCCAAAUGAAGAGCCUACGUACUACCAGACCCAUUUUAGCGGAUUAUACAUCAGGGAUGUGACGCCAGAACAAAGUACGCAUCGGGAAAUUAGUACACACAGCUUGGUUGUAGCGAACAACACCAAAAUGGAUAAUCAGAAAAAUGGACGCGUAAGCAACAAAGGGGGAGGUGGCACAAUGCGUAAAGAACAAGACCCCACCAAUCAUCCAACUGAGCAUGACUCAAACGGAAAUGAUCAUACCUACUAUUGCAAUUUGAUAACAUGCCCUUAUAAUAUAAUAAAAGGUACACACUAUGUCAGUAUAUGCAGCGGAGCUAGAAAGGGUGAUAUGCCCUCUCAAGCGGUCGAAUAUCAACGGGUUGAAAAUGGCGAAAUAGAGGUCAUCCCCAGAGGAAAAAACGCAAUUCAAGCCUACCCAGACGGUGUGCCCCGCCCACGAGGAAGAAGACCCUCUGCGCACAGUAACUGCACGGAUCACUUGGGCGAUGAAAGUCGCCAAAAUCAAAGUAAAUUCGAGUCCACGUUAAACGACGACGCUUCAGACAUUCUCGAAAGAACAUUGCCCGAAAAAGAUCAACCGAAUGGACAAAAAGAACCAACGCAGAACGAGGUAGACAUAUCUGAAGAAGGCCGAGAAGUCCAUCCGAAAGAUUACCUAACGCCCUGCACAAAGGAAAUAAAUUAUCAAAGAAAACAUCUCCUGAACAAGUCUAAGAGUUCACGACACGUGAGUCACUGGGGAGAAAAUACCCCUCACAGACACACCUCCCGAUGUAGCAAAAAUACGAAGCUUAUGACAUUCACAAACAGGGAGUUGCAAAGUGGAAGUAAUAGCAACUCGAAUUGUAAAUAUAGUAAGAAGAAUUCAACAAGACAACACGAAAUGUUAGAUAAAAUUGUGCAACUAGAUAUCAGCAAUCAAGACCAUAAAAAUAAAAAAAAAAAAAGAACAAAAGACGCAUCGUUAUUAUCAUUGUCGUCGUUAUACCCAUUAUCAUCCUCCGCGAUAACAAGAAAAAAAAAAUAUUUUACGAAAAAAAAAAAAAAAAAAUAUACUUCAUUUUUUUGGGAGAAUCCAAAGAUACAAUAUUUAUUUGUUCACAUUCCACAAUAUUUUAAAAACAUCUUCGAUAUGACGAAGAAAAUAUUUUCUGACUUAAAAAAAAAAAAAGUCGUCAUGCAAAACGCAAUUUGGAAAAAUAAAAUAUUCAUCCCUGAAAGGGAUUCACUAGGACUAUUCAAAAAUGCAAAAUUAGAAAAAUGCUACGUGUCCUGGAUGGACGAAUUUAACAGAAAUAUUAUAACCAAAACGUAUUAUAUAUCCAUAUACCUCAUCAUCUAUAUAAUUACUCUAGAUUUUGUUGCAGCAUACAAUUUGUAUUACACAACAACCAGAAGGAUGAUAAACGGGGCACUACGGACACAGUAUAAUUACGUGCGCUACUAUUUCUUCAAAUCUAUAAUAAACAUAAUUGUGUAUCUCGUAUACAUACUUUUUCUAACAUUUACAAUACGAAAGGAACCCACAUAUAAUAUUAAGCGGUAUUAUUUUGUCACCCUUCUUUUGUGCUUUGCCAAGCUCAUUAUAUCAUCAUCGGAUAUUUACGUGGUCAUAACCUCGCUGGAUUACUUCAUCAGCCCCUACUACGUGUACAUAUACAUCCAUAUGCUAAUAGUGCAAACGUCUAUUUUGUUAAUAAUUCGAUACCCUACACAUUAUCUACUUUUUUUUCUAUAUGUCAUUUGCUUCACUUGUUUAUACUGGUCUUUUUCCAUUCACAAAUGUUUUAUGGAAUUCAUUUUUAUCAUUGCUUGUAUUUCUUUCACCAUUAUUUAUUCUUAUGUUCUUUGUUCAAGGACAGUGGAGAUCAAUCGGCGCAUUCUGUUCUCCAAGUAUGAGUUGCCCUACCUCUUGUACCUCAAGGAGAUUGCCGGUUGCAUCAACAGACGCCGCCCCCAGGGGGGUGUCUAG